Linum trigynum is the source of this 2004-nucleotide messenger RNA. The record is from the annotation of a GenBank genome assembly. Lineage: Eukaryota; Viridiplantae; Streptophyta; Magnoliopsida; Malpighiales; Linaceae.
AUGUCCCUUCUCCUCCGAUCCCUCCCUCUGAUCACCGUCCGUUCUAGACAGUCUCUGCCUCUCAUCCACUCCGUUUUCAAGUCCCGAUUUCCAAACCCACUCCUUAAAACCGGACGAUACGCUUCUUCUGUUUCUGCUUCUGCCUCCGCUUCUCCCCCUCCUCCCUCAGCAGAAACGCUUCCAAGGCCUCAAAUUCCGUUUACGGAUGCUCUUGAUUGGGUUUCCCGUACUGGCCUCUGCGGAGACUUGUCAACCGACGACGUGGGUAAGCGUGUUCGCCUCUGUGGGUGGGUUGCUUUGCACAGAGUUCAUGGAGGCCUCACGUUUCUUAAUCUCCGAGACCACACUGGCAUUGUCCAGGUGACGACACUUCCUGAUGAUUUCCCAGAGGCUCAUUCCGUCGUAAAUGACCUGAGGGUGGAGUACGUAGUUGCUGUAGAGGGUAUUAUCCGGUCUAGGCCUAGUGAGUCUGUGAAUACAAAAAUGAAAACGGGCUUGAUCGAGGUAGCAGCAGAACAUGUUCAAGUCUUGAAUGUGGUUAGAACCAAGUUGCCUUUCUUAGUUACCACUGGAGAUGAUGCUAAAGAUUCAGUGAAGGAAGAGAUUCGAUUGAGGUAUAGAUGCCUUGACCUACGUAGGCAACAAAUGAGUACCAACAUAAUGCUCCGUCAUAGGGUGGUAAAACUCAUCCGGAGGUUUCUGGAAGACUUGCAUGGAUUUGUUGAGAUUGAGACUCCAGUACUAUCGAGAUCUACUCCAGAAGGCGCUCGGGAUUAUUUGGUGCCGUCAAGAGUUCAGUCAGGAACAUUCUACGCUUUGCCACAAAGUCCACAACUUUUUAAGCAGAUGUUGAUGGUCUCUGGUUUUGACAAAUAUUAUCAAAUGGCAAGAUGCUUUAGAGAUGAAGACUUAAGGGCAGAUAGGCAACCUGAGUUCACACAGCUGGAUUUGGAAUUGGCUUUCACUCCUUUGGAGGAGAUGUUAUCACUGAAUGAAGAUCUGAUUCGUAAGGUUUUUUUGGAGAUUAAAGGUGUUCAACUACCUGAUCCGUUCCUCAGACUUACAUAUGCUGAAGCUAUGAGUCGAUACGGCUCUGACAGACCAGACACGAGAUUUGAGCUUGAAUUGAAAGAUGUGUCAGAUAUUUUUACAGAGACCCCUUUUAGGGUUUUUGCAGAUAACUUGAAGAGUGGUGGGAUUGUGAAAGCAUUAUGUGUUCCUUCAGCUGCUAAAAGUUACUCGAACUCAGCUCUGAAGAAAGGUGAUAUUUACAAUGAGGCAAUUAAAUCUGGGGCAAAGGGUUUGCCUUUCCUAAAGGUCUUGGAUAGUGCUGAAUUGGAGGGAAUACCUGCAUUAGUAUCUGGUUUGGACCCAUCAAGAAAAGAACAACUGCUGAAAAGAUGCUCUGCAGGACCAGGGGAUCUUAUUUUGUUUGCAGUUGGUCAUCAUGCAUCAGUCAAUAGAACCCUAGACCGUCUUAGACAAUUUGUUGCCCAUCAACUGGGCCUGAUUGACCAUUCCAGGCAUUCGAUUCUGUGGAUAACUGAUUUCCCGAUGUUUGAAUGGAAUGAUAUGGAGGAAAGGCUCGAGCCAUUACACCACCCAUUUACAGCGCCUAACCCUGAGGAUAUGAAUGAUCUAGCCUCAGCUCGUGCCCUUGCUUACGACAUGGUUUACAAUGGCAUUGAGAUUGGUGGAGGGAGUUUGAGAAUCUACAAACGUGAGAUUCAACAGAAGGUGUUGGAGAUCAUUGGCAUAUCCCAUGAACAGGCUGAAUCAAAGUUUGGUUAUCUUCUGGAAGCUCUGGACAUGGGUGCCCCUCCACACGGCGGCAUUGCUUAUGGGUUGGAUAGAUUGGUCAUGCUGCUGGCCGGUGCGAACUCCAUAAGGGAUGUGAUAGCUUUCCCGAAGACGACAACAGCUCAGUGUGCACUUACACGAGCACCAUCGGAGGUGGAUCCUCGGCAGCUCAAAGAACUCUCCCUCCUUCUUGCUCAACAUUAA